This is a messenger RNA of Boleophthalmus pectinirostris (great blue-spotted mudskipper), 1221 nucleotides long. RefSeq names its product solute carrier family 30 member 2 (gene slc30a2). NCBI's taxonomy places the organism in Eukaryota, Metazoa, Chordata, Actinopteri, Gobiiformes, Gobiidae. Gene Ontology annotation, molecular function: zinc ion transmembrane transporter activity. The transcript is spliced from 8 exons. Gene Ontology annotation, cellular component: plasma membrane. Bases 1 to 1221 code for a protein of 406 amino acids. Gene Ontology annotation, biological process: zinc ion transmembrane transport; response to zinc ion. The record is from RefSeq and is a predicted model, not a curated record.
AUGGAGAAAGAAUCAACGCACCUGAUCCACGAGAAAAGCGCCAGAAUGUACUCGCUCAAACUGCAGAGCUCCUUCCCGGACUCGAAGUCAGAGUUCGGGGACUUCUCUCUGUCGAACGGGGCCAUGGAGCUGAAACGGCAGGUGCGGCAGGUGCAGAGUCACUGUCACCGUCACCUGUCGCACCUGUCGCACCUGGACGACGCAGCAGAAAAACUCCAGGCCAAAAACAAACUGGUGAUCGCCUCCGGAGUGUGUCUGGUCUUCAUGAUCGGAGAGGUCAUAGGGGGGUACCUGGCCCACAGUUUGGCCAUCAUGACGGACGCCGCUCACCUGCUCACGGACUUCGGCAGCAUGAUGGUGUCUCUGUUCUCCCUGUGGAUCUCGUCCAGAGCCCCCACCAAGACAGUGACCUACGGGUGGCACCGCUCAGAGAUCCUGGGCGCCUUCAUCUCGGUCGUGUCCAUCUGGGUGGUGACCGGGGCCCUCGUUUAUUUGGCGAUCGAGAGAAUCGUGAGAAACGACUACGACAUAAACGGACACGUGAUGCUCGUGACGUCGGGCUGCGCCGUCAUCGUCAACAUCAUUAUGGCGUACAUCUUGCAUCACUCCACCUCGUUCCACGCUCACGGUUCCGGGUAUCACCAGAUCGAUGAGAACGGCCAGAGCCCCGCCCCCGUGCACACAGGCCACGCCCCCUCGCUGCUGGGAGGCCACGCCCCCUCGCUGCUGAGCGGUCACAGUAACACGAGCGUCCGCGCCGCCUUCAUCCACGUGUUAGGAGAUCUGCUCCAGAGCGUCGGGGUCAUGGUGGCCGCCGUCAUCAUCUACUUCAGGCCGGAGUAUAAAGUGGCGGACCCCAUCUGUACGUUUCUGUUCUCUGCCUUCGUCCUCUGCACCACCAUCACCAUCCUCAGAGACGUCUUCAGGAUCCUCAUGGAAGGUUGUCCAAAGGAGAUCCAGUUUAAGUCGGUGAAGGAGGUUCUUCUGUCUGUGUCGUCGGUGAAGUCUGUUCACUGUCUGCACCUGUGGGCCCUGAGCGUCGGCCACAGCCUGGUGUCUGUGCACCUCGCUAUAGACGAAGGGGCGGAUCCUCAGUCUGUCCUGGACGAGGCCACAGAUUUGCUCCACCACAAGUUUGGCUUCAGCAGCUCCACUGUCCAAGUGGAAACCUACAACCCCGAGAUGGACCAAUGCCAGGACUGUCAGGACCCACAGGACUGA